Otolemur garnettii (small-eared galago) is the source of this 1220-nucleotide messenger RNA. It is a transcript of the gene SLC25A26, whose product is annotated as solute carrier family 25 member 26. The coding region runs from base 148 to 972 and encodes 274 amino acids. Gene Ontology annotation, biological process: transmembrane transport. NCBI's taxonomy places the organism in Eukaryota, Metazoa, Chordata, Mammalia, Primates, Galagidae. Gene Ontology annotation, cellular component: mitochondrial inner membrane. Gene Ontology annotation, molecular function: S-adenosyl-L-methionine transmembrane transporter activity. The transcript has 10 exons. The record is from RefSeq and is a predicted model, not a curated record.
ACGUGCCGUUGUUGUGGUUCAAAGUCACGUGAUCCCGAGAGCAAGGCGCCGCAGGCUCCUCCUCCAAGAUGGCGGCGUCCAUCGCGCAGUGCUAUGACUCACUCCUGCUUAAUCUUGAAUUAUAGCUUUGAGUAGGUCUGCUAGGCCAUGGACCGGCCGGGGUUCAUGGCCUCGCUGGUGGCUGGUGGGAUAGCAGGUGUUUCUGUUGACUUGAUAUUAUUUCCUCUGGAUACCAUUAAGACCAGGCUGCAGAGUCCCCAAGGAUUUAAUAAGGCUGGUGGUUUUCAUGGAAUAUAUGCUGGUGUUCCUUCUGCUGCUAUUGGAUCCUUUCCUAAUGCUGCUGCAUUUUUUAUCACCUACGAAUAUGUGAAAUGGUUUUUGCAUACGGAUUCUUCUUCAUAUUUGAUGCCUGUGAAGCAUAUGUUGGCUGCCUCUGCUGGAGAAGUGGUUGCCUGUCUGAUUCGAGUUCCAUCUGAAGUGGUUAAGCAGAGAGCACAGGUAUCUGCUUCUUCAAAAACAUUUCAGAUUUUCUCUAACAUCUUAUAUGAAGAGGGCAUCCAAGGGUUGUAUCGAGGCUAUAAAAGCACAGUUUUAAGAGAGAUUCCUUUUUCUUUGGUCCAGUUUCCCUUAUGGGAGUCCUUAAAGGCCCUCUGGUCCGGGAGGCAGGAUCAUGUGGUGGAUUCUUGGCAGUCAGCAGUCUGUGGAGCUUUCGCAGGUGGUUUUGCAGCUGCAGUCACCACGCCCCUGGAUGUGGCAAAGACAAGAAUAAUGUUGGCAAAAGCUGGUUCCAGCACUGCUAGAGGGAACGUGCUCUCUGCCCUGUACGGGGUCUGGCAGUCCCAGGGGCUGACAGGAUUAUUUGCAGGUGUCUUCCCUCGAAUGGCAGCCAUCAGCCUGGGCGGCUUCAUCUUCCUGGGGGCUUAUGACCAAACACACAGCUUCCUUUUGGAGGUCAGCAGAAAGCAUCCUUGAAGCAGAGACAGCCUCUCAUGCACUUUCUAGAAAGGGUUCUGCUAUGGGAGCCUUCUUUCUGGGGAGCAACAGUUUGCCCAUCUGAGCUACAAGCCUCAGCACUGACGUCCAGUUCUGCUGAGAUGACACUGGGACCGUGUUGUCUGUGGCACGGGUUGGCUGGGAAGAAGUCAAGAGAAGAAACCAUAUCCAUGCAGUGCUUUGAACAGUUUUCUCAGAACCCCUUAAUAAAUGUUUGUUAAUGUCGA